This is a messenger RNA of Ilyonectria robusta, 243 nucleotides long. RefSeq names its product ribosomal protein S27-domain-containing protein. The record is from RefSeq and is a predicted model, not a curated record. Gene Ontology annotation, cellular component: ribosome; cytosolic small ribosomal subunit. Gene Ontology annotation, molecular function: structural constituent of ribosome; RNA binding. The transcript is spliced from 2 exons. NCBI's taxonomy places the organism in Eukaryota, Fungi, Ascomycota, Sordariomycetes, Hypocreales, Nectriaceae. The annotation marks the transcript as partial. Gene Ontology annotation, biological process: ribosomal small subunit assembly; translation.
CUCGCCGUUGAUCUCCUCAACCCCUCCGCGGCCGCCGAGGCCAAGAAGCACAAGCUCAAGACUCUCGUCCCUGCCCCCCGAUCCUUCUUCAUGGACGUCAAGUGCCCCGGCUGCUUCACCAUCACCACCGUCUUCUCCCACGCCCAGACCGUCGUCAUCUGCCAGGGUUGCACCACCGUGCUGUGCCAGCCCACCGGUGGCAAGGCCCGUCUGACUGAGGGCUGCUCUUUCCGAAGAAAGUAA